ACGACUUCUUACAAGUACUCCUUCACCUGCAGUCAACGAGUCGACAGACUUCGGCAAUACUAUUACUAUUCUAUUGUUUUCAAGCGAAACGACUAGAUGAUGAGUCUCUUCUUAGGAAUAAGUAAAUCACUUUGUUGUUCUGAUUUUUGAAAACUCCGAUGGAGUCCAAAAUGUCUCGGAGCUUCAGAGUCGUGUUGACUGUUAUAAUACUGUCGUCGGUGAGCAGAGCAAAAAUAAUAAGAAAUAAUGCUCUCAUGACUAAGAUGGUGUCCAACUAUCAGAGAGACAACGACGUCUCAGACCCCGAGGCGGAGAAGACGCCGGUGUUGUCCAGGAUGCAGAACGUACUGUGUAAAAUCUUUCCCACCAUCCCCUGCGAGAUGAUCACCCAGGACAAGACCCUGAAGAAACUCAUAGAAAAGUCCAUCCAACAGAUCAACUUCAAGAAGCUAUCCCUGGACAAAACGACGCCGCUACCGAGGUAUCUGACGCUGUUCCCCGUCUUGAACAACGAGGACUUGUCGCACUACGUCCAAACACACAACGCGUACAAAGACACUCACAAGAAAAACAAAAUUAUGAAAGAAAAGAAGUCCACAGGGAAGCGCAAAAACAAGACGAAGUCCAAACAUACGGCCGUCUACAACAGAAAGAAGAUGAGGAAGUUUUAUCCUCACAAAGUAAAAUACAGAGACAAGAACAGUGGGCCCGGAACAGGAACAGUCAAAGAGGACUUCGGAGACAACUCCGGCGACAAGCUGUCCAUGUCCGUGGAGGUCCCGGACAUGACGCUGACCCGCAAACACCAGCACUACUCCUACAAGGUGGAGCCGGCCGAGUCCCCGGUGUGGAGGAUCGAUUACAUGAAGCACGGGGAGCCCAGUCUAGACCUGUUCCGAGACCAACUCGGCGGCAAGCUCGUGAACAACAGAGCGAGCCUCGCACGCGACGUGGACCGGCCGAGGAAAGACGUGCUGCACUCCGACGUCAUCAUCAAGAAAAACUAUGUGAGAAAGAACACAGACACCUCGGACGGGGCUGAUUAGACGAAUGUACAGUAAACAAACUAAGACAGAAA
Molecule: messenger RNA, 1078 nt
Organism: Danaus plexippus (monarch butterfly)
Lineage: Eukaryota; Metazoa; Arthropoda; Insecta; Lepidoptera; Nymphalidae
Exons: 2
Coding region: 159-1046 (295 amino acids)
Source: RefSeq, a predicted model, not a curated record